Molecule: messenger RNA, 1335 nt
Organism: Cryptococcus deneoformans JEC21
Lineage: Eukaryota; Fungi; Basidiomycota; Tremellomycetes; Tremellales; Cryptococcaceae
Exons: 2
Coding region: 140-1312 (390 amino acids)
Source: RefSeq, a predicted model, not a curated record
GUUUGCGAAUACGCAGGUAGGUCUCAAAUUGUUUUUGUCACCUUACUGUCAUUCAGGUUCGAAAUAUACACACCUGCCUUCAAUAUAUCAGCUUUCAUCCCCACAACGACUUCACAAGACCACAGAAAACCAUUACCAUAUGUCGUUCCUCUUUACUAGACGCAGCUCGGUCCCGCUCUCCUCUGCUGGAAUCCCUUUUCCUCCCGGCCCCCGAGCAACAGGAUCUUCAUUUUCCUCCUUCUCACGCCCCCAGCAUAUAUCUCUCAACUCACCAGUAUGGAAUAACCCCUCGAACUCUUCCGGUAACCCAACCAAUUUCUCAAUCCCUCAGCAACAGCCUUUUAAUGGGUACGGUGCUGGUCAAAGCUUCUAUAGUAGCCAACCAUCAGCCGCACCAACCUAUUUUGGAACGAGAAUAGGUGCCCCGCCGAAUUUUAGGGUUGUACAAGUCCCUGCGCCUUGGGUUCCUGGUACCAAACCUAGUAAUUUGAUGAACAAUCAGUCAGAUACGACGAACGAUCACAAUCAGAAGACAAGUCCAAAAGAAAGCACUUUCUGGGACAGUCCUACGCAGCAAAGGUCGUGUACGCCUGGUAACUCAAGGUCAGUGAAGGACAUGUAUAAAGAUUGGCUAAGCGGCCAGGCGGAAGACGCGAGAUCCAUUGUCAAUGAGUGUAUUAGCAAGGUGAAGCAGAGCCGCUAUGAAGUCGGCGGCAGUACUCGACGCACAGACGCAGUGAUGGGUGAAGCAAAAAGAAUUUCGGCAUUCAUAAGCACUCACGUGGCGCAAUUGUCUGAUGCAUCUCUGGAAACUGAUGUAGCUACUCUUUCCAGCCUGGUGGAUGAGAUAUCACGAGACUUGGAGGCGGAGAGGGUCUCAAGGAGAACAUUGAACGACAACCUGACUAAGACGACCAACGCAGUCAAUCGAGCACAUAGACUGGCAGAGGAGAGGACAAAGGCUGAUAGUGAUCCCGACUUGGCGCGGUCGAGGAAUUUGUGGCAAACUUACAAAGAGUUCGUGCCAAGAAGUGAGAAAUCGCAGGCAUUACGAUCUGAUUGGGAAGUCUUUAUGGACAGUCGAAAAGACGAGACGACGGAAAGUAUUCUUAGUCAUGCGGACCAGAAGGCUUUCUUUCCGCAUCACGCAUCAAUGAAUAGCACUUUUACCGGCUCAGGGACCUUGCCAUACACUUAUUGUUCAGGGCAGUCCGAACCAUUCUCUCAAAGGUUCGCCUCGAGUUCCGUUCGUGGUCCCCCUCCAUCUUAUAGGCAGCCCCGAACCUUCCAAAGUAGUAUGUUUGGGCGGUAACGGUAGGAGAGCAUUACAUGCAU